Messenger RNA from Cucurbita pepo subsp. pepo (vegetable marrow), 1681 nucleotides. Its product is annotated as aldehyde dehydrogenase family 3 member H1. NCBI's taxonomy places the organism in Eukaryota, Viridiplantae, Streptophyta, Magnoliopsida, Cucurbitales, Cucurbitaceae. Gene Ontology annotation, cellular component: cytoplasm. The record is from RefSeq and is a predicted model, not a curated record. Gene Ontology annotation, biological process: aldehyde metabolic process. Gene Ontology annotation, molecular function: aldehyde dehydrogenase (NAD+) activity.
UACAGCCACCGGAAAAACUGCUUUAUUUCUGAGCCUCUGUCGCUCAACGGUUCUGGCGAUGGUGGAGAGAGCGGUGUUCGACGGAGAAGCGGCGGAGAGAGUGGUGGCGGAGCUGAGGGAGAGCUAUAAUUCCGGGAAGACGCGAAGCUACGAAUGGAGAGUGAAUCAAUUGAAGAAUCUGUUGAAAUUGAUUGAAGAAAACGAGGAAGAGAUGGUCGAUAAGAUCCAUUCGGAUCUUCAUAAACCCGAACCCGAAACCUUCACCCAUGAGGUAGGUCUGUUAAAAAAUUCGUGUCAAUUGGCACUUAAAGAACUUAGGCAUUGGAUGGCACCAGAAAAGGUUAAAACUUCCAUUACCAUAUUUCCUUCGUCUGCUGCAAUUGUACCAGAACCUUUGGGUGUUGUCCUGAUUAUUUCAGCCUGGAAUUAUCCAUACUUGGUAUCUCUUGAUCCAGUUGUUGGAGCAAUAGCAGCUGGUAAUGCUGUGGUUCUAAAGCCAUCGGAAAUUUCCCCAUCGACAUCAUCUUUAAUGGCUAAACUUUUAGGGAAGUAUUUGGAUACUUCUGCUGUAAGAGUUGUUGAGGGUGCUGUUCCCGAAACUUCUGCUUUGCUUGAGCAAAAGUGGGACAAAAUAUUUUACACAGGCAAUGGAAGAGUAGGGCGAAUAGUGAUGGCAGCUGCUGCCAAGCACCUUACGCCAGUUGUACUAGAGCUUGGAGGAAAAUCUCCAGUAGUAGUUGAUUCAGAAAUCAAUUUACAAGUUGCGAGUAGGCGGAUUAUUUCUGGUAAGUGGGGUUGCAACAAUGGACAAGCAUGCGUUGCUCCUGAUUAUGUUAUAACUACCAAAGAAUUUGCUCCGAAGUUGGUGGAGUCCCUGAAACAAGAACUGGAGAGAUUUUAUGGAAAGAAUCCAUUGGAAUCUAAAGAUUUAUCUCGCAUUGUGAAUGCUUACCACUUUGAUCGCUUGAUUAAACUCUUAGAGGAGGAUAAAAUUUCUGGCAAGAUUGUGCAUGGUGGUGAAAAGGACAAAUCCAAAUUGCAGAUUGCUCCCACCCUCUUAUUGGAUGUUCCUCGAGACUCUCUGAUUAUGACGGAGGAGAUAUUUGGUCCCUUACUUCCCAUUCUCACGGUCGACAAAGUGGAGGACAGCUUUGAAGUAGUCAACUCGGGCGCGAAGCCACUUGCAGCAUAUUUAUUUACCAACAAUAAGAAGCUCAAGGAACGGUUCGUGGCUUGUAUCUCUGCAGGGGCCAUAGGCAUCAAUGAUACCGCCUUACAGCUGUCGGUUAACACGCUACCAUUCGGAGGAGUUGGGGAGAGCGGAAUGGGAGCUUACCAUGGGAAGUUCUCAUUUGAUGCAUUUAGCCAUAAAAAGGCUGUUCUUUAUCGAAUUUUCGCAGGCGACGUGCCGAUGAGAUACCCGCCUUACUCAAAGGAAAAGUUACGAUUUCUGAAAGCUCUUCUCGGAGGUAGCCUAUUGGAACUCAUUCGUGCUCUUCUUGGUUGGUAGUAGUAAGCAUCUCCUUUCACCCUUCUUUAUUUAUAUCUUCUUCACUUGUGCUGUUCUUCUUUAUCUGUCUUAUUUACAGAAUCAGUAGUGUUUGAGUUGGAGUUGUAUAAGUCGUAAAAGAAUUUAGAAGUAUAUAUGUUCAAUAAACAAUCCUAUAAUUUGAUUCUCAUA